GUGCUUAGAAAAAGCCUUCAAAGGGGGGUUGCACUCUCAACAGGGUCCUUUUUGGUUUAUGAAGCUCACAAGCUAAUUACUGUCUUUCCUGAGGUUCAUGCAAGCUUCAAAGUGGAAGAAGUUAUAGAGCAAGCAGACUACUUGUAUGGGAGUGGAGAAACUGAAAAGCUGCAUCGGUUGCUGGUUCAGCAUAAAAAUAGUGAUGACGCAGAAUUGUUAUGGCGGCUGGCACGGGCAUCACGAGAUCUAGCUCAGCUUAGUAGUACUUCUGCAGAGGAGAAAAGACAACUGGCAUAUGAAGCCUUUGAGUAUGCAAAAAAGGCACUUGAAAAAAAUGAAUCAAAUUUUGCAGCGCACAAGUGGUAUGCAAUUUGCCUCAGUGAUGUUGGAGAUUUUGAAGGAAUCAAGACUAAAAUUGGAAAUGCCGUCAUUAUCAAAGAGCACUUCCAGAGAGCCAUUGAACUGAAUCCAAAGGAUGCUACAACAAUUCAUCUUAUAGGCAUUUGGUGUUACUCCUUUGCUGAAAUGCCAUGGUACCAAAGAAAAAUAGCUGCAACACUAUUUGCCACACCACCAACCUCCACAUUUCAAGAGGCUCUUCAUUACUUCCACAUGGCAGAGGAAGCUGACCCAAAUUUCUACAGCAAAAAUUUGCUCUUUUUGGGGAAGACAUACUUGAAGUUAAACAAUAAAAAGAUGGCUCUUCUGUGGUUAAGCAAAGCGAAGGAUUAUCCCGCGCAUACCGAAGAGGACAAACAGGUACAGAAAGAAGCUUUGGAGUUGCUUAAUUCUAUAUAACAAGAAACAAGAUAAUGAGAAUUCAGCACCUCAGGUUUGAGCAGCAUAGGAAAACAACCCCAAAUACUACUUUGGUUUAUUGAAGCUGUUAAUAAAAGUAUAGCCUAAACUUGCUGUCGCCCUCUCAUUUCAAUUAAACGGUCAGCUAGAAGAA
Molecule: messenger RNA, 952 nt
Organism: Phaethon lepturus (White-tailed tropicbird)
Lineage: Eukaryota; Metazoa; Chordata; Aves; Phaethontiformes; Phaethontidae
Gene: RMDN1
Product: regulator of microtubule dynamics 1
Exons: 9
Cellular component (GO): cytoplasm; spindle microtubule; mitotic spindle pole
Molecular function (GO): microtubule binding
Source: RefSeq, a predicted model, not a curated record